ACCAGUCGUCCUCACGCAAACCCAGCAGAGGUCGUCUUCCUCUCGCGCAUCAGUCCUUCCACUAACGCGCCUCAUCACCAGUUCGCCUGCACACGCUGCCUUGGAGACGCGAUAUUUUUUUCCCCGAUCAGAAGCAGCCGGUUUUCCGUCGCAGCCUCGCUGAUACAACAGCGGGAUUUUGGGCUCGACGCUGCCGGGUUCCUGCGCUGAACAUGCGCUUGACGAAGCGCGACAGACAACCCGCUCCCGUAACGCGCGCGUGAUUGAUGUGGCGGUCACGGAUGCUUCUGAAUGCGCUUCGCAGACGCAUCGCCUUUAAAGUUUCAAUGCUGACAUAGAGGAGAAAAACAGUGGAGAGAAGACCUCAGUUUAAGGGACUGGAAAGGAUAGAUCAAAUGUCUUUUUCGGGACCUUUCGGCCUAUUGCUGAAAUUAUCUCUAGCCAGAUGGCCCCAAGAAAUGCGCGUAACAAUUUCUACAUUUUGGGCUCCGGUAGCGGGAAUGGCAACGCUGGAACCCAAGGCAUGUCGGAACGGAUAGGCUUGUCCUUGUGCCGAAAAUGUGUCGACUUGGACGGAGUGUGGACCAAGUGUCUGAUAUCUGUUGGAAUUACAUUGCUUCUGGUGCCGUCCAUAUUUGCCAUAGACGAUGAAGCAAGACUCGAGGCAUCAGGACAACCCCUCAGUCCUUCCCAGGACCCAACCGGAGCCCCAAACAUCACAGUUUCUUCGACGCUGCUGGAGGACGAAGACUUGGCCUCGCAGUUCCACUCCCCACCAGCGAGGGCAGAAAGCACAAGGGAGCAGCCUGUGUUCGCCUCGGUGCAGACCCUGCAGGUUGCAGAGACACAGCCUCAGGCGCUGGUGCAUUCUCUGCCCUCCCCACCCGGCAACAGUGACAAUCGCACCAAUCAAAAGUCCCCUUGGGAGCUGGCCGUCAGAGUGCCAAAUCCGCCACAUAAAAUCAACAGUGUCUUGACCACUAGCUCAGACGAGACUCUUAGUGAAUUCCCCAGGAACCCUGAUCUUCCCACCGCCCCGGGAUCCUCUUUCAUGAUUGUGGCAGAGACGGAUGCCGCGCUCACUGACAAUGUGACAACUUCGGUCUCAAUUAUCGCAUUUAACGGCACCUCUCCCGAAAGAGCCGAAAACGCUUCAUCCGGCGCCCCGGCGCGCAGCAACUCCCACACUGUGACCAGCGACAGUCUGCAGCUCACCACAGUGACCACCACGACUGUCACGCCCUUAACUGUGACAUCAACGACUGUGACUCCGCCCACUGCCGUCGUUGUGGCGAAAGAGGUCGCGACCUCCGUGCCGACCACCACGGCCGCCCAGACCACAGCAACCGAGACGGAAGCACCGACGACAACCACCACUACCACUACGACUACAACCAACACCACCACCACCACCACAAAAGUAGCGCCGACGACCACAAAAACACCCACGACCACUUUAGCAACCACGACAACCACAACCCCUCGUCAAACCACCGCUGUAUCUACCUCUGGAAGUACCACGAUUAAACCGAGCAGCCCUCCUACUGACAGUACACCUUUGACCUGUAAUGUGACCGAAAGAUUAUGGGUGAAAAUGGUGUUGUCCAUCCAGAUGCGACGAAAUCGCCUAGAAGCUGGAAUGAGACAGGACCUGUCUAAAGGUAUCGCGCAGGCGCUGCAGAAAGCGUUCAACGACAGCAGCGUCCGCGUUCAGUUGGAAAGAGAUAUCUGCACACCUUCUAAUGUGACUGUAGGCUACUACGUCUUGAGAGGGAAGUCUGUGUUGGUGGCCUCUGUUGUGAUGGACACGUUAGUUUCCUAUGGCUUUGACAAGCUACUGAAUGACAUUCGAGAUUAUGUUCCUGUGGUGUUGGCCAUCCCCAGUCCUGUGACCCCAUGGUUGCCCAGCCUAGGCAUCCACCUGCAACUCAAAACAGUUCUGAGGUUUGUUGGGCCAAUGGACAACAUCAAGUCUUGCGGCUUCAUCCAAAUGAUGGAGCAACGCUUGGAAAAUGUGUUUGCUGAGGCACAGGAGAAAGUAGAGGACUCUUAUGGGACUCUUUCUGUUGAGAUUCUGAACACGUAUCAAACUGGGAAUUCGCUGGCAGUCACUCUGGUGUAUGUGGUGUGGAACGGUAGCACUCCGUUGAACGGUACUGUGUCCAGCGGUCUCCUUAACCAGCUCACCGCCGAGCUGGUGGGCUACUUUCUCUUCUUCCCCCCUCUGAUCAUCGCUGAGCCUCUAGAGUACCACAACCUUAACACUUCAGUAGCAACCCGAGAUUACUGGGUAAUCACAGUAAUUCAGGACGUUGACAGCUCUUCUCUUGAGGGGAGUUAUCAGAGCUUUGCUAGUCUAAUGGAGCAGCGGCUGGCCGAGCUUUUUCUGCUUGCCAGUCGACGCGGUCUCCGCUUCAGGAGAGCCACGACUGUAGGCGAUUACACCGUCCAGAUGGUCAGCAUCCGGCGACUGUCUGGUCCUAAGAACCCAGCUGAAAUGACCUACUACAUACAAGUAGAUGGUUCUCCCAUAACUGGCACUGCUGCAGCUAAGACCCUCAACACGGUGGACUCUCAGACCAUGGCUCUCACGCUGGGCUACUUCGUCCAAACUCAAGCGGAGCCGGUGGUGAAGAGUCUGCCUAGUAACCUCUGGAUACUGGCGGUCCUGAUUCCCGUAUCGCUGGUGAUGGUUGUGGUGGUUAUGGCGGUCGCUAUCAUAUGCAGGAGAAACCGAACCGUGUUUAAGACCAGCGCAUUUCGCAAUUUUCAUCCCCGCACCAAGACCUCAUAUCGGAGAGAUGGGAGUUAUCACCACCAGCCCGUGCAGGGAUUCGACUACGCCAAGCAGCACAUGGGCCGGCCAGGUGAGGAGGCUCUCACUGUCACCAAGGAAACACUUGUCCUGUCCCUCCCGGUCCGAGACGCCCCUCUUACACAAGACAGGGUGGCAGCGUUACAAGAUGGUACGGCCUCAAAAAGACCCCAGUCGACAGAGAUGCAUCUUAGCAGGUUGCCAAGCGAGGACGGCUCUGUUUCGAGCAACGAAUCUGGGAAACUGAACACGGGCAGAAGCUCCACAGCUCGGAGAUCCACGACACAGAAAGCGCCCAAAGAAGAGCAGCACACAAGAAACGACCAUUACGACUCUCUAACUGGCUCUCUACGCCUCAUCACCAUCAAGCCUAUGGCUGCCCCGCUCAACUAUUCCUAUCCUGACUCGUCCAAUCACAGCCAAGACUCUGUCAUCCUGAACGGAGAGGUCAACAUGGGGCUGAAGCAGAAGUCGGACAUCGAGCAUUACCGGAAUAAGCUGAGGUUAAAAGCUAAAAGGAAAGGUUACAGCGACGGGCCGGUCACUAGCGGCAGCGGCAGCGGCAGCGGUCACAUGUACGGCCACCGAGACCGGCUGAGGAGAGAGAACGCUUCCCUGGACCUGGAAGAUCUGAGGGGGCCGAAGGAGGACAGAAAACCCUCCACUUACGUAAAGUACCGCAGGAGUGACUCCCACAGGGAACCUGCAUACUGGAGCAGGCAGUCUCUGAACACCCCGAGCCCUGUAGAGACGGAGAUGGACAUGCUGGUCAUGAGGGAGAGAUCCAGGAGAGGCAUCCGAAACAGCGGCUACGACGGUGAGCCCGAGCCAUUUGAAGAGACGGAUGUGGACCGCCUUCUGAGCUCCUUGGGUUUUGGCGGCGGUCACCAGGUCAAAGGUCACUCCGACUCGUCCACCCUGAGCUCGCAACCCUCGAUCGAUGAAGUGAGGCAGCAGAUGCACCUCCUCUUGGACAACGCCUUUGGUCUGGCCUCUGCCGAGCCAACCCCGAGCAACCACCACCACCAUCACCACCACCCUCACAGUCCCUACAACCCCAGCCACGGCAGCCCUUACCUGGACGGAGUUACCAGCGCACCUGGGACUAUGAACCACCCCAGUGGAGCUCUACAGCGCGGCUCCUCCUUUGGGCCGGAUAUGCACCAGUGUAGCCUCCCCAAACCAGGGUUCAGGUUUACCCAGCUGCCUGAUAUGGGUUUGGGGUCCCCGCCACCCCUCAUCCCCCCGAGAGGCGGAGCUCCACCUGGAACUUCACUAAGAUGCUCCACGCCAGACAUGAGUCUGAAGCCUCGGGUCUCUGAGGCCUCAGAGAUGAGUCAGCACAAUGGCACCCCCUACCUGCCAAUCAACCGAGCUCCAUUCCCUGCUGUCACCGUCGACGAGUCUAUGACAAGCUACUCAGGAAACCCAAUGACAGCAGUAUAUGCCAUAUCUGCCAACCGGCCCGGCUACUCGGACUACUUCGUCCUGUCUCCACCAUCCUCCUACCGGAGCCCGUCUUGGAUGUCCUACCCUCCAGAGCCAGAGGACCUUCCACAUCAGUGGAAUGACACGGUAAAGAACCAGUGUCACCUGGAGACCAUCUGCUGAAUUGGAGUCCUUUCUGACGUUGAGCGGACACAGUAAUUUACCAGGGGUUUGAACCACCAAAAAGAAUCGUCGCCUACUCUGAAAUUUCGGAUUCAGCGGCCCCAACCGACCACAACGCUCGGCCGAACGGCCAACCAGACCCACAAGCCACAAACUCACCUGCCAGCCUAAGCGAGAUGCAGCACCCGUUAUUAAUCAACGUCUACAGUGAGGGUAAAUCACCACAACAAACAACAGGUUGCCUCACUGGCCAAAACUGUGUUUUCUUAAAGCUUUUUCAAACUAAAAAAGUAUUGUAUCUAAUGCAGGUGGUUUUAUGUGUGUUUUAAACACCCGAGUUACUAAUAACGAAAAACUAAAACGUGUUUGUUUUUUUUUUUCCGUCUUGGGCUUUCCUUGCUUCAUCGAUGCCUAUCUGUGUCUUUUGCUCUCGUUCAUGCAUUUUUUUAAAGAAACGGAUAUUGUUGCAGACGAUUCUUUUCGUGCGCUCCAUACAGCUCGCUUAAAAAAAACAAACAAACAAAAACAAAAACAAGCGACGAUGACGAUGAAUGAUGUAAAAGAAAUCAAACGUUCGGAGGGAUACGACAUCCUGUACUGUAUUUACUGUAGUCACAAUGCAAAAAAAUAAUAACAAUAUAAGCUUUUUUCUUUCUUUCAAUAAUGCCAUAGUUUAUGCUGUAAUAAAGUGUUUCACGAUGCACAACUGUUCAUGAAAGGCAUGAAACGUUUAGGUUUGACGUGGGAAGAUAGCCAUAAAGGUUUAUUGGAGGAAGAGAUUGAUAAAUGAUGAAUAGAAGAAGGGAUUCAUAUUUUUACUAGCCUUUUUGUAUCUACUGUAAGAGUAAUUAUAGCUACAUAUUUUAUUGCCUUAUAUAAGGUACCAAAACACAUAUAUAUAUAUAUAUAUAAAAUAAAUUAUGCAGCAUACACCAAAAUUGACUGGAAAUUUGAUUUAGAAUAUACUGAUCAUAUGAAAUCUAAUUAAUACUGUAGCAUAAUAUCUUAAUAAGACAUAAAUUCGUUAUAACUAAGCAAGUACGGUGUUACAGAAGUAACAUUGGCAUGUGUUCUUAUGAGAGUAAGUCUAAUGCAUGUAGUCUGGACAUAUGAUUCAUAAGGGCUUUGUAUGUCAAGUAAGUCCCAUAUUUUCUUUGGGCAGUUAUAGGAUGGAAAUCUAUUGUAAAAAGGUUCAUCACAGCAGAAGUAUCCCAUUAAAUAGAUGCUACCUGUCAGUGUACUUUACAAACCUUAUGGGUUUUUUGUUUUGUUUUUUUUUGGUUAAGGCCCGUUUGCAGAAUGAAUCAAAGCUACAUAAUAUGAUUUUGAAAAAGACAUAACGUGUUGUGUAAAUUAUGCUGUUUGAUUUGUGUUUAAAUAAACGUCGUCCUUUUCGUUUAAUUUCGGGCGGUGCAGGGGAUCUAUCAUCUAUCAUUUAAUUUGUUCCUUUUUAAAGCAUUUUCUUUUCGUAUUUUUAUAUCAAUUGAAUCACCCUUUUUUUGGCCAACAAUGGAGGACAUUCUGCUAAAAACUGUAAAAUAUUGUGCUUCAAAUGUAAAAAAAAAAAGAAAAAGAAAAAAAAAUGCCUCGUUGUGAACCUAUGUGAGAAAAUUGUGUAAUAUUCAUUAUGUGUACAUCAUCAUAACAAAUAAGAUGUUGACUUCUUUUCCUACUUAUACGACACUAAACAACUCCAUAUUUACCAGAUGUACUGUAUAUUUUCCUUCGUUACUGUAAAGAAUAAUUCGCUUUAAAUGUUCUACUUGUUAUUUUCUUUUCUUCCUGGUUAUUUUAUUCGGCAUAACAUGUAAAAUAACCAUCAUUAUAAUGGUUUAACGCUUUGAAGGACUCAUUUUUUUGUGGGUUACACACUGAAUCAAAUCUAAUAAAAACUAAGAAACAUUUGAUCAUUUAAAAAAAAUGAUAAAAAAUGGA
Puntigrus tetrazona (Sumatra barb) is the source of this 6361-nucleotide messenger RNA. Its product is annotated as KIAA1549-like a. The coding region runs from base 446 to 4426 and encodes 1326 amino acids. The transcript is spliced from 23 exons. NCBI's taxonomy places the organism in Eukaryota, Metazoa, Chordata, Actinopteri, Cypriniformes, Cyprinidae. The record is from RefSeq and is a predicted model, not a curated record.